Molecule: messenger RNA, 6494 nt
Organism: Oryzias melastigma (Indian medaka)
Lineage: Eukaryota; Metazoa; Chordata; Actinopteri; Beloniformes; Adrianichthyidae
Gene: frmd4a
Product: FERM domain containing 4A
Exons: 24
Coding region: 959-4159 (1066 amino acids)
Biological process (GO): establishment of epithelial cell polarity
Cellular component (GO): adherens junction; cytoskeleton; bicellular tight junction
Source: RefSeq, a predicted model, not a curated record
AUGGAAUUUUCCGAUCCAGAUUUGUGUCUUCCACAUUAUAGAUGAGGUGAUUACUGUUUCUUAACCAGUUCUGUUCUGCAGCUUCAGCCGACAUCAAUAGGCGCGGUCUGCUCUUUCUCUCUGCAUUUCCAUUCCCGUGCCCCCUCCCACUUCCCCACCCUCAUUUACUCUCAGUUCAGUGAGGACCUCAUUCACCAGUAGCUGCCCGCAGCACCACAUCUCUCCCAUCCUUUUUCCUUAUCCUCUGCCAUCCAAAACAGCAUUUUUUUAGUCUCCUUUACUUUCCUUACUGGUUUAUUUUGUUGAGGAUGCACGAGGCUUGAGAAUAAGAAGAAAGAAAGGUCUCUACGCUCUGUCUUUGAUAGGGAAGCUGAGAUGAAUCUUUAACCACAGUGGGACAAUUGAGGAGCAUCCCUCAUACAGGGAAACUGCAUCCUCUUGAGGAGCGAAAGAAAAUCCUGAGAGGGCGGCUUUUUCUCUGACGGAUGUUGUUCAGACCAGUGCUUUGUGGAGACAGACUAAAAAGACUGGCAGAGGGCAGCAACAGACGGAGUAUUGAGCAACCAAACCACAUGGGUUUGAGGAGGGUGGGGGUCCCAAGUCUACAAGUGGUUUCUGUUUUUUAAAACAAGGAGGAGAAAGGAGUUUUAUUUUUGCUCUAAAAUUAAAACAAAAUCUGCAAGAACACAGGAUUGAUUUUUUUUUUUUUCUUUUUGGUGAAAGACUGCAGAGAUUUGGGCAUCUCAUGUUCAAGUGACUGUGGAAUUACAAAUGGAAACUAAAGAGUCUAAAGCCCAGACUGACAGGUCAUAAAGACGCCAUUUGGGAACACCAGCUAAAGGGUUUUAGGUGUCAGCUGGACAGAAGUGAGUUUGCUGCUUGACUGAAUAGAACUGGAAUAAGAAAAAAGAAGACAAGCAACAUUUUAUUACAAGCACACCUAGAAGAGGAUCCGGUUAUGGCUGUGCAACUCAUCCCUGAAUCAGCAGUGUGUUUGCUCAUGAUGACAGAGGGAAGGCGAUGUCAGGUCCAUCUUUUGGAUGACAGGAAGCUGGAACUCCUCGUACAGCCCAAACUGAUGGCGAAGGAUUUGCUGGACCUCGUGGCCUCUCACUUUAACCUCAAGGAAAAAGAGUACUUUGGAAUUGCAUACGUAGAUGAAACGGGCCACUUCAGUUGGCUGCAACUGGACCGCAGAGUGUUAGAGCAUGAAUUCCCUAAGAAGUCUGGUCCCAUUGUGCUCUACUUCAGUGUCAGGUUUUACAUCGAGAGUAUAUCUUAUCUCAAGGACAAUGCUACAAUUGAGCUGUUCUUUCUUAAUGCCAAGUCUAUCAUAUUCAAGGAGCUGAUUGAAGUAGACAGUGAUGUUGUCUUUGAGCUGGCCUCCUAUAUCCUACAAGAGGCAAAAGGGGAUUUUACCAGCAAUGAUGCAACCAGGUCUGACCUGAAGAAGCUGCCUGCUCUGCCCACUCAGGCCUUAAAGGAGCAUCCUUCUCUGGCUUACUGUGAAGACAGGGUCAUAGAGCAUUACAAGAAGCUCAGUGGGCAGUCGAGGGGGCAGGCUAUCGUAAAUUAUAUGAGCAUUGUUGAGUCUUUGCCCACAUAUGGAGUACAUUACUAUGCUGUAAAGGACAAGCAAGGGAUCCCUUGGUGGUUGGGUCUGAGCUAUAAAGGCAUCUUUCAGUACGACUACCAAGACAAAGUGAAACCGAGAAAGGUGUUCCAAUGGCGUCAGCUGGAGAACCUUUACUUCAGAGAGAAGAAGUUUUCAGUGGAAGUUCAUGACCCCAGGAGUAGGGCGUCGGUAACGAGAAGGACGUUUGGUCACAGUGGCAUUGCUGUGCAUACCUGGUACGCCUGUCCCGCCCUCAUCAAGUCCAUCUGGGCCAUGGCUAUUAGCCAACACCAGUUCUACCUGGACCGCAAGCAGAGCAAGUCAAAGAUCCACGCUGCACGGAGUUUAAGCGAGAUCGCCAUAGAUCUUACAGAAACAGGAACUUUGAAGACGUCCAAGCUGGCCAACAUGGGCAGCAAGGGAAAGAUUAUCAGUGGCAGCAGCGGCAGCCUUCUUUCAUCAGGUUCUCAGGAAUCGGACAGCUCCCAGACAGCUAAAAAGGACAUGCUGGCAGCACUGAGGGCCAGGCAGGAAGCUUUGGAGGAAACGCUCAAACAGCGACUAGAGGAACUCAAGAGCAUCUGUAUCAGAGAAGCGGAACUAACAGGGAAGCUCCCAAAGGAAUAUCCUUUAGAUCCAGGGGAGGAGCCUCCCACAGUGAGGAGGAAGAUCGGAACCGCCUUUAAAUUGGAUGAGCAGAAAAUUCUACCUAAGGGAGAGGAAGAGGAGCUGGAGCGCUUGGAGCGCGAGUUUGCCAUUCAGUCUCAGAUUACGGAAGCAGCCAGGCGUCUCGCCAGCGAUCCUCACGUGAGCAGCAAGAAGCUGAAGAAACAGAGGAAGACGUCUUAUCUGAACGCUUUGAAAAAGCUCCAGGAAAUUGAAAACUCCAUCAAUGAGUACCGUGUCCGCUCAGGCAAGAAACCAACACAGAGGGCGUCCCUUAUCAUCGAAGAAGCCAACAUUUGUUCUGAAGACAGCUCAUUAUCAGAUGCAUUGGUUUUAGAUGAUGCUUUCUUUUGCCCCCUUGUUUUAGAUGAUCCUCAAGUCACAGGUACCCCAACCUUCUCUCCGGUAGCAUCUCCCCACAAGGGCCUCCCUCCCAGACCGCCAUCUCAUAGCCGGCCCCCACCCCCGCAGUCUCUGGACGGCCUGCGACAUAUGCACUACACGCGCUCAGACUAUGAUAAAUCUCCCAUUAAGCCAAAAAUGUGGAGCGAAUCCUCACUGGAUGAGCCGUAUGAAAAAGUCAAAAAGCGCUCAUCUCACUCCAGUCACAGACGUUUUCCAAGUUCGGGGAGUGCUGACGCAGGGGGUAGUAACUCUCUUCAGAACAGCCCCAUCAGGAACAUGCCCCACUGGAACUCUCAGUCCAGCAUGCCAUCAACCCCAGACAUGAAAGUCAGAACUCCACACUAUGUACAUUCCACCAGGUCAGUGGACAUCAGUCCCACACGUCUGCACAGUCUCUCUCAGCACUUUAGGAACCGCAGCUCCAGCCUUGAGUCUCAGGGUAAACUGCUAGUAUCUGAUCCGGACGCUCACCCGCACACUCUGGGCAGUCCUGACUUCUUCCUCGGUCCAGGACGCAGCUCCAAUGGUUCUGACCCAUUGGACGACUGUUCAUCCUGCACCAGCCAAAGCAGCUCAGAGCAUUACUACCCAUCUGGGGGGGGCCCUGGGAGCAACCCCAACUACUCCACUUUGGGAGAAGACUCGCCCUCUAAAGCGAGGCAGAGGCAGCGUCAGAGGCACAGAUCUGCAGGUCAUUUAGGUUCUUCGAACUCGGGCUCUAUGCCAAACCUGGCAGCUAAAAACGGUUCUGUUGGAGGAUCAGGAGGAGGUGGGAUAGGAGGCGGGCACCAUGGCGUCUACCUUCACAGCCAGAGCCAGCCCUCCUCGCAGUACCGGAUCAAAGAAUACCCUCUGUACGUGGAGGGCAGCCCCAACCCGGUGGUGGUGCGCAGCCUGGAGAGCGACCAGGAGGGCCACUACAGCGUCAAAGCUCAGUUCAAGACCUCCAGUUCCUACACGGCCGGAGGACUGUACAAAGAGGCGUGGGGGGGAGGGGAGGAGGGAGGCGAGGGGAGCGGCCGCCUCACGCCGUCACGCUCACAGAUCGUACGGACUCCGUCAUUGGGGAGAGACGGUAGUGGUGGUGGAGGGGGGAGGGCAGCCGUGUCUGAGGAGUUACGGUGUUGGUACCAGAGAUCCUCGGGGAGCCUGAAGGAAAGGAGCCACUCGCAUUCAGGAUCCACCUCCUCUGAGACUGGGUCGCAGCAAGGCACUCUGGGACAUGGUCGAGGGAGUCGCGUUGGGACUCUCAUCAAGGGCUCACCAGCUGCAUCCCCGCACAGUCAGCGAAGUAUGACGCCCUCCAGCGAGCAUGCAGCCACACCCACACCGCCCUGCAGUCCACAGCACAUCCUCAACUGGAAGGGCGGGUCUUUCAGUGACAGUUGUUUUCUCAGCAGCCCCCUGUGUUCAGAACUGGCAGAUGUGCAGUGGUACGGACAAGACAAGGCCAAACCCGGAACUCUGGUCUGACACCUUCCUACAGCGCCUAGAAAAAGAAAAAAAACUCAUUGUCCUUUCCUACUGCCUCCUCACUGUCCCUCACUACUCUCAUCAAAACCUCAUCCUUGAAGCCCCAUCUCUGCAUUCUGCCCUCAGCUGGACAGCAGGCUCUAAGGACUGAAAAAGAGCCCCUUCAACCAUCUCCCUACUGCACAACGCCACCCUUUCUGAAGCACACCGACCAAGGGACAUCAGGAUGAGAGGAGGAGAGAACAGAGCACAGCGGAAUAUCAGACCGGUUCCUCACACAUCUGACCUGUUACAUAUCACAUCUCGUAGCACUUAGACAACAACAGUGCACUCCCACCCCGUCAGAAGACACUUGCUGGAUUUGAGCCACCUCUUUCAAACCGAUUUAUUGGCCCCGAUGAACUCUGCUGCAUUUCCAUGUUACCAUUCCCAUUGUUCGUCUUUUGUCUUGAGUUGUCCAUUCGUUCUUAUCAAAGAGAUGACGCCCGUCAGCUUAAUGCACCUGCAAACGCAGCUGCUGGAUCAGCAGGGCAUGCCUCUGUUAGUGGGCUUUGACUUCACUGACUUCACAGAUUCAAAGGAACAUAAUCAGGACGCCGACGAAGAUACAGACCAGGACUUUAGCAUUAACAAACGCCGUCCAGUUAUGGAAACUGGUCUUCUUGUUCAAACUGGUUUGUCUGCAUCUUUUUGAGCAGCACUUGCAGAUUUGGGAGAUUUUUUUUUGUCACUUUAAAAUUCUGUUUAUCACAAGGUCAUCAGUCCUGAAUGUUUGGAGCCACGAUCCAGAUCAUCACUGCUAGAGUAACAUCUCAUUAAAACAGAAGCUUUUUUUUAGCUGCAGGUUGUGUUGUCAUGACAACUAACCUCUCUGAGUCGUUUUAACUCUUAUCUCAACUCUAUCUUCUUCAGUUUUGGCUCCAAAUUGGCAUUCCCCUUAAAUCAGGACUCUUCCAACGCCCAUCACUGAAAUGUAACAAGAGAAUUUCCAUUCACCAUCUCCAAACUCACAGUAGUUCUGUAAAUUCGCACCACGACAAACAUAUUCUCUGUCCCGGCCAGAAGCUUAAGCCAUAAACAACAUCUAAAGGACCCUCGGUUAAACUGGGGUAGAGCACAAAAUGAUCAGCCAAUUGAGGGCUGGAAAUGCAAUUAGGUUACUAGUAAUUAGUUUUGAAUUUGCUAGUAAUUGCUUGAAUCCAGACAUUUAUGAAAACUGUGGAGCAAACCUUUAAAUUGAGUUUUAUUGCCACACACAUCCCAGUCACUCCUCUGGUGAUCAGAACAGGGUUAAGAAGCACAUCUGGUUUUGUAUGAAGCUGGUUGGUCUUUUGUGUCUUAUUAUUCUUUAUCUGAAGUGACUGAUGUACAAAAAGGCUUAUUUUUGACCAUUUGAAAACACACUUUCUAUCACAUUUAUAGAUUUUCCCUGAUGUUCGGCUGUGGAGGAGUGGUACUGAUCUGAGCCCGUACGUCACGCUGUGUUGUCGUUUAUCCACACGUUCAACCAUCUCUUGUAGUUGAGGUAUUUGUCACCUCUGUCUUCAUGGUGGGUUCUCCAGAAGUCAAUCAUGUUCAGAUAAAGUCUCUAAAAACCCGUAGCUACUAUCAAUAUGAAUUUAUCGCUGUAUUUAUUGCAAAUAAAACUCUUUUCCUAUAAAUUCUUUACCUGCUAGUUGUGUGCUAAAGAACACAAUCUUAUGCAUGUCCUUCUAACAAAUGACCCCAAAGACAAAUGUUCAAAUUUAUCUCACGUUGAUCCACUUUAGAUCUUGUUACGACCUUUUGUGAACCUUCUGUCCUCACUCAUCUGCUGCAUCAGCGUUUGAGGGGGGGGGGCGCUGUUGCAUUUUGUGUGUUCUUUUAAGCAUUCCCAUUCCUUGUUUUCAAACCAGGGAGACCUUUUUGUCCGGGUUUUGACACUAAAACAACUUUUCCAGGUGCUACAAGAUGACCAGUUACUGCUUUUGUCAUUUUAGGGGUUAGACAUUUCUUCAUUAUUACCAAUAGAUCCAAUACCAGAUGUGCAAAAUGAAGCUUAUUUUAACAGGCGGUUUAAUAGUAGACAACCAACCCCAUAGCGCAUGUAACUCCGUUUUUAUCAGUUCUCUUCAACUGUAACAAAACAUUUAAGGUGUUGUAGACAAAAAAUGUGGGCUUGAAAAAAAAAACAAAUUUCCACAGUUAAUUUAUUCUUUUUUCUAUUAAAAAUUUGUAUAGUAACUUUACAUUUUACAAAACUGUGUUGUUGGAAAUUGAUGAUGAAUUUUCAUGAUGAGAAGCCGUGGUGGUUCUUGAGAGUAAGAAAAUAAAUUAUUGAUGAAUGUUCUCAAGA